Molecule: messenger RNA, 1101 nt
Organism: Mustela lutreola (European mink)
Lineage: Eukaryota; Metazoa; Chordata; Mammalia; Carnivora; Mustelidae
Product: conserved oligomeric Golgi complex subunit 2-like
Exons: 2
Coding region: 388-885 (165 amino acids)
Biological process (GO): Golgi organization; intra-Golgi vesicle-mediated transport; protein transport
Cellular component (GO): COG complex; membrane
Source: RefSeq, a predicted model, not a curated record
CAUGUAACUUGACACAUCAUAUGAUGUAGUCAGACUUCAUUUAUCCAAAGCCCUUGACUGGGUUUAAAUGCACAUUUGUCAGAUUUACUCCAUAGCUUAAGAGGCAAGUAACUUUUUGUCGUCCAGUAAUUGUCUAAACUUUACUUUGAUGAAGCCGACUUACUUUCAAAGAAAUCAUAAAGAGGGGACACCUCAGUGGCUCAGUCAGUUAAGCCACUGCCUCUGGCUUAGGUCAUGAUCCCAGGGUCCUGGGAUCGAGUCCCACCUUGGGCUCCUUGCUUGGCAGGAAGCCUGCUUCUCUUUCUGCCUGUGCCUCCUUGUGUGCUUGUGCUCUCUCUUGACAAAUAAAUAAAUAAAAACCUUUAAAAAAAAAGAAAGAAAGCAAUCAUGGGGAGAAGAGAUUCAUUGUUAUUCUCUAGGAAAUGUUGGGAUUUUAAUCUUACAUAUAUUCUGGUAGAAUUAGAGGCUUGCUUUAUAUAUAUAACACAUAUGUAUAUAAAUUAUACACAUAUAUUUGAGCUUUUAGAAACUGUGGUGCCUGGACCUUCUUUCCUGGUCUCUCUGUUCUUGCAGCGUAUAGCCCACAUUACGGCCAUGCUGCAGCAGUCCCUGGGGGGCCUGCUGCUAGAAGGGCUUCAGACUUCCAAAGUGGACAUCAUAUGGCACUGUCUCCAGACUUACGCUACAAUUGACAAGACACGGGAUGCAGAGGCGUUAGUUGGUCAAGUACUGGUGAAACCGUACAUGGAUGAGGUGAUUGUAGAGCAGAUCGUUGAGUCUCAUCCGGACGGCCUGAAGAUCAUGUAUGCUAAUAAGCUCCUGGAGUUCGUUCCUCACCACUGCUGCCUUCUUCGAGAGGUCACAGGAGGAGCCAUCUCAAAGUGACAUAAAAUGCUGUGUAUGCACCUGAGCUCAGUUUAGUGACCACCUGUCACCUCCUCAUGUGCCGCUGAUCCCUGGCUGUCCUGUCUGACCCGGGAACAUGGGAACGUGUGCUCUUCCCUAUUUGUUACCAGUGCUGUGAGGCAGGUGUCGCUUGCCUGGGUUUACAGGAAAGGGAAUGAAGAGUGGGGACGAAUCUCAACGGUGACAUUUGUGUGA